GACCCAAAAAGGAAGUAACAGUUGUGUGAGCAUAUUUGCCUUCUGUCAUGCACUUUGGGGCGGUAGUAGUAAGACUAGUUGGACAUUGCAAUUUGCACCCCCCAAACACACCACAUUAAAACUCUCUUUCUCUCUCUUUCUUCUCCCAAUUCACAUUCCUUUUUUCUUCUCUUUAGGGUUUGGUUUUCUCUCUCAUCCCUCAUCAUAGCUCCAGAUUCAGAAUCUCCCCAUCUUCCCCUUCUUAAAACAGUUAAAACUCCCAUUUCCCUUUUAUUUCUCAACAACUCAGCUAACUCAGUUCCAACUCGCCGGGUUGACUCACCCCCUUUUCGUCUCCGUCAAACUCAUUUUCUCCGUGUGAGUUCCACCUCUCUCUCUCUCUCUCACCAUUAAACCCUUUCGUUUUAUUUAUUUUCUUCUCUUCUUUCUACCUCUUUGUUCCUAUUUCGUUUCUUUCUAGUGUUUUCGGUUGGUGUUGUUCGCUGAACUUCGAAAUGCACAAUUUCCAAUGUUGGGUUCCGGGUUGAUUUUGAACACCGUUUCUCGAUGAUUCCGAUGGAAAAUAAAAAUAUUCAUAAAUUAAGCAAACCAAGGAAAACCCUGAUCUGGUUCACUUAGCAGGAAAAGAAAAUUGUUAUUCUCCCUGUGUUUGGCUUUGGAUUGUUGAGGGGUUUCUUUAUUUAUUUUUGCAAAUUUGAAUGGCUGGUUCUGCGAACCUCAAUGGUGAUAGUAGAAUUGAGAAUCUGAUUUCUGCUAGGAAGUCAUUGAAGCUUAGCUUAGAGAAAUCAAGGUCUUUAGGGUUAGCAUUGGAGAAAGCAGGGCCUAGAUUGGAGGAGAUUGGGCAAAGAUUGCCCUCGCUUGAAGCUGCGGUUCGCCCAAUUCGCGCCGAUAAGGAUGCUCUGGUGGCCGUCGGCGGCCACAUUAAUCGCGCCGUUGGUCCUGCGGCCGCGGUGCUUAAGGUAUUUGAUGCCGUUCAUGGCCUUGAAAAGUCGCUCUUGUCGGAUCCGAGAAAUGAUCUGGCUGGAUACAUGGCGGUGUUGAAGCGCCUUGAGGAGGCACUGAGGUUCUUGGGAGAGAAUUGUGGGUUGGCAAUUCAAUGGCUGGAGGAUAUAGUGGAGUAUUUGGAGGAUAACACGGUUGCGGACGAGAGGUAUCUCGCGAAUUUGAAGAAGGCGUUGAAGAAUCUUAGGGAGUUGCAGAAUGAUGAGGAGAAGGCGCGGCUUGAUGGCGGGCUUUUGGAAGCUGCAUUGGAUAAAUUGGAGAAUGAGUUCCGCCAGCUCUUGACUGAGAAUAGUGUGCCGCUUCCAAUGGCGGCUGCGCUUGGUGAUCAAGCGUGCAUUGCACCAUCGCCUUUGCCAGUAUCUGUUAUUCACAAGUUGCAAGCUAUUCUUGGUAGACUGAAAGCUAAUAAUAGACUUGAGAAGUGCAUAUCGAUUUAUGUUGAAGUCCGUAGUUCUAAUGUGAGAGCCAGUUUGCAGGCUCUCAAUUUGGAUUACCUUGAAAUUUCGGUGUCUGAAUUCAAUGAUGUGCAGAGCAUAGAGGGGUAUAUAGGGCAAUGGGGAAAACAUUUAGAAUUUGCAGUGAAACAUUUGUUCGAGGCCGAGUAUAAGCUUUGUAAUGAUGUAUAUGAGAGGAUGGGGCUCGAUGUUUGGAUGGGUUGUUUUUCGAGGAUAGCUGCGCAGGCUGGUAUACUAGCAUUUCUUCAAUUUGGGAAGACUGUCACGGAGAGUAAGAAAGACCCCAUUAAACUUUUGAAGUUGUUGGAUAUUUUUGCGUCUUUGAACAAGUUGAGGCUUGAUUUCAACCGUCUAUUUGGAGGAGCAGCAUGUGCUGAAAUCCAGAAUUUGACUAGGGAUCUUAUUAAGAGUGUCAUUGAUGGUGCGGCAGAGAUUUUCUGGGAACUUCUGCUACAGGUGGAGUUGCAGAGGCAGAGUCCACCCCCUCUAGACGGCAAUGUUCCGAGAUUGGUGAGUUUUAUCACCGAUUACUGUAACAAAUUACUUGGUGAUGACUAUAAGCCAAUAUUGACACAGGUCUUGAUCAUUCACCGAAGUUGGAAGCGUCAGAGCUUUCAGGAGAAACUUCUUGUUACUGAAAUUUUGAACAUUGUGAAAGCUGUUGAACUGAAUUUGGAGACAUGGAUCAAGGCUUAUGAAGAUCCUAUGUUGACGAACUUCUUCGCUAUGAACAAUCACUGGCACCUUUACAAACAUUUGAAAGGGACCAAGCUUGGGGAUCUCUUGGGAGAUUCUUGGUUAAGGGAACAUGAAAAUUACAAAGAAUAUUACUCGACAAUCUUCUUGCGAGAGAGCUGGGGAAAGCUUCCUUCACACUUGAGUAGAGAAGGGCUGAUUCUCUUCUCCGGAGGGCGGGCUACUGCUCGUGAUCUGGUCAAGAAAAGGUUAAAAAAGUUCAAUGAAGUUUUCGAUGAGAUGUAUGGGAAGCAGUCAGGUUGGGUCAUGCCGGAGCGAGAUCUGAGGGAGAAGACAUGUCAGCUUAUAGUGCAAGCUGUGGUCCCUGUUUACCGGAGUUACAUGCAGAAUUACGGCCCCUUGGUCGAGCAAGAAGCUAGCUCCACAAAAUAUGCAAAAUACACAGUGCAGAAGCUGGAGGAGAUGCUUUCAUGUCUUUAUCGGCCAAAGCCUGUGAGACAUGCCAGUUUGAGGGGUCGGCAGUUCAGCGGAAAAUACGGCAAUGGAAUGCCAGAUCUUCGUCGUACAGCUUCUGCAGUUGUGUAGUUUCCUAAUCCUAUUUAUCGAAAAGGGGUAAACAUUUGAUUAUCUCUCAUCUCCUCAGAUUGAUUGGCUACUGUAUAUAAUUUUACUGAGCCCUGCCGUGCAUAUUACUUUCUAUGAUUCUGAGAAGUGAAGUUUCUGAGUAUUGCCAUUCAAAUAUCUGAUGUAUUUCCAUGAAAAUGGAAUUUUGUAUCUUCUGAGAUUGAAAAAAACAAAAAAAGGAAACUGGUUAAUGUGUCUCCCCCAGAUGGAGGUUUCUGCUAAAGUUAUGCAAUCCUCAUCAAUAAAACAUGGACCUUUCCAUUUAGGUUCAUUGGUCAUACACCCAGCUAAAGUAAUUUCUUCUCUUUUGCUCUCUCUUUCAUUUUCAUAUUUAUCCAUUAUUCAGUUGUGUUUAGCAGCAGGGUCGUUGUAUGCAGAUUUUAUGUACAACUUUUUUAGCUUAGUGUUAACAGAAUAUUCAGUCAUCAAUGUUGUAGAGGGUGAAGUUAAACUGUAGAAUGUAAAUGCAGAAACCCGUUUUAAAGGGAGUUAGCCUCAGCAGACUAGGUUAUUCUCAAAUCUCAA
Molecule: messenger RNA, 3302 nt
Organism: Arachis ipaensis
Lineage: Eukaryota; Viridiplantae; Streptophyta; Magnoliopsida; Fabales; Fabaceae
Source: RefSeq, a predicted model, not a curated record